AUGUAUUAUUUGCCAUCGAAUCAGUCUCCUAACGAGUCAACUAGUGAUCUGCAAGUGAACGAUUCCAUGCCAGAAGGAUGGGAGGAACGAGAAGACGGCAAUGGUCGUACGUUUUACGUCAAUCACAUUCAGCGUACAACGCAUUGGGAUCGACCAACGCAAAUGAACGGAACAGAACGAGAACGCACCGAAGAUGAGGUACGACGCCGACGUGAUGACUAUGAACGACGGCGUCAAAUCACGAAUUCUAGUCCAGAUGCAGUCCGAAGUCAGCUUGACGCGGUAUGUGACACCUGUGUAUCUUAUCGUCAAUUGCAGAUAGACAGUGCGAUGCGCUCUAAUUUUGCUGGCGGUACACAAGCAAAUGGAGAAGCCGAAGAUGAACCAUUACCUGAAGGCUGGGAUAUGCAAAUUGCUCCAAACGGUCGAACGUUCUUCAUCGACCAUCGCACAAAAACUACCACAUGGCUGGAUCCGCGAACUGGUAUAGCGGCCAGUCGGCCGGUCUCCGGAAAGACGGACGACGAAAUCGGUGCUUUACCAGAAGGAUGGGAACAGCGGGUCCAUACAGACGGCAGGGUAUUCUUCAUCGACCACAACAAUAGAAGAACGCAAUGGGAGGAUCCACGCUUUGAGAACGAAAGCAUCGCAGGACCUGCGAUACCGUACUCGAGAGACUAUAAGAGAAAGGUAGAAUACUUGCAUUCAAAGUUGCCUCGAGCAGGUUCAAAUGGCAAAUGUGACAUGAUUGUUCAUAGAGAGACACUGUUCGAAGACUCUUAUAGGCAUAUCAUGGAAAAAACGCCUGCUGAGCUACGGCAUAAGCUAUGGAUCGAGUUCUUCGGUGAAACAGGCCUGGACUACGGUGGUGUGACUCGAGAAUGGUUCUUUCUGUUAUCACACGAAAUCUUCAACCCCUACUACGGUCUUUUUGAGUACUCAGCGACAGACAAUUAUACGUUACAAAUUAAUCCACAUUCUGCUGCCUGCAAUCCAGAACAUCUGUCAUAUUUCUAUUUUAUUGGAAAAGUGAUGGGCAUGGCUAUAUAUCAUGGAAAAUUAUUAGAUGCGUUUUUCAUUCGGCCAUUCUACAAAAUGAUGCUUGGCAAGAAAAUUACGCUUUUUGAUAUGGAAUCCGUCGACAAUGCCUAUUAUAAUUCUUUAAUUUAUAUUAAAGACAAUGAUCCUGAAGACCUCGAACUCACUUUUGCCGUCGACGAUUGCGUGUUUGGCGAAACACACACAACGGAAUUAAUCGAGAAUGGUCGCGAUGUGCGAGUGACGGAGGCCAAUAAAGAGGAGUACAUAGAAGCCGUCGUCAACUGGCGUUUUGUGAAACGUGUCGAGAAACAAAUGGAACAAAUUUUAAGAGGUUUGCAUGAGGUAGUGCCAAGCAAUCUGCUUCGGAUAUUCGAUGCCAAUGAAAUGGAACUGCUCAUGUGUGGAUUGCAAAAGAUCGAUGUUAAGGAUUGGAAAGCUCACACAGUCUACAAAGGCGGUUAUGGACCGAGCAGUCAAGUUAUUCACAACUUCUGGAAAUGCAUUCUUUCCUUCGAUAACGAAAUGCGAGCUCGUGUGCUACAGUUCGUUUCGGGAACGUCACGGGUACCGAUGAAUGGAUUCCGAGAGUUAUAUGGUUCUAAUGGACCACAGAAGUUUACCAUUGAGAGAUGGGGUAGUUCGGACAUGUUACCCCGGGCUCAUACAUGUUUCAACCGACUCGACCUCCCUCCAUAUCAGACAUUUUCCGAAUUGAAGCAAAAGCUGUGCACGGCAAUCGAGAAUUCGGAGAUCUUCAGCGGUGUCGACUGA
Haemonchus placei is the source of this 1812-nucleotide messenger RNA. The record is from the annotation of a GenBank genome assembly. NCBI's taxonomy places the organism in Eukaryota, Metazoa, Nematoda, Chromadorea, Rhabditida, Trichostrongylidae.